Molecule: messenger RNA, 1968 nt
Organism: Fusarium mangiferae
Lineage: Eukaryota; Fungi; Ascomycota; Sordariomycetes; Hypocreales; Nectriaceae
Exons: 5
Coding region: 1-1968 (655 amino acids)
Source: RefSeq, a predicted model, not a curated record
AUGGUGUCCCAACUUGCGCCUGAACAGCUCGCUGUGACGCCUGUCACUCCGUCCGGCUCUGCACGUGAUCCGUUCGACUCUGACGCAGGAGAGAUAAUCUUGGACUCAGACAGCAUCAGCUCCAACACAUCUUCAGAUGACGCCGUCUCAGAGCCCACCAGACCCCCUCCGAUUGUCAGGCGUCCACCCCCUAAGCCUCCUGUUCAGCAUCAAACAGUCCAGACUGGGCAACAGGAUGAAAUCGCACCUGUUAUAUCUAGCCUACCAGAACAGGAGUUUAACGAGAAAUACCAGCCUGAGGGCUCAGACGUCGAAGCCGAUGCCGUGUCACCUGCGGUUGCGAUAAAGGAAAAGACAGACGAAACUGCACCUUCUGAUCGAAAUUACAAGGCUGGUCUUUUCUGCCGAAUCCACAACCGUUUCCGAAACACCUAUUGUCCGAAAGAGGAGCCACCCUUAGUACUUCCAACUUGUCCUAAUGAUGACGAGAAGCUUUCGUACAUUCACACCAAUCGGAUCUUGCUUUAUGCCUUUGGCGUUUUUUCGUUCCUAUCUUUGGGUGCCGGUAUGUGGCUCUUCGCUCUCUCUGCGCCCUUCUUCUACUGGUAUGGUGUCUUUGCUGGUGCCAUGUGCAUCUAUCUGAUCAUCUCCUAUGGUGUCGGUCUCAUCGGUAAGGACUGGGACUAUAAGGCGCAUAUUCAACGAGUUGAUGCGUACCCGAUCACCGAGGAAUCGGCACCUACCGUUGACAUCUUCCUCCCUUGCUGCUCAGAGCCCCUCGAAAUCUUGGAGAAUACGUAUAAACAUAUCAUAAGCCUCGACUGGCCUACAUCCAAGCUCAAAGUUUAUGUCAUGGAUGACAGCGCGCAAGAUGCUGUUCGCGAGUUGGCAGAGAAGUAUGGCUUUAUUUACCACGUCCGCGAUGAUCGACCUCGCCUGCGGAAGGCGGGCAACUUGCGAUGGAACUUUGCGCGCACCGACGGCGAGUACUUCGUAAUCUUUGACGCCGACUUCUGCCCGCGACCUGACUUCGUCAAGGAGCUUAUCGUUGAGCAUCUGGACGAUGAUAAGACUGCGAUUGUUCAGAGUCCCCAGUGGUUCCGAGUCACUGACGACCAGACAUGGGUCGAACAAGGAGCAGGAGCUACACAGGAAUUGUUCUACCGCGUCGUCCAAGUCAACAGAAACAGAUGGGGCGCUUCUAUCUGUGUUGGAAGCAAUGCCAUGUACCGCCGAGCUGCCUUGACUGAAGUAGGAGGUACUGCAGAGAUCGGAUUUUCCGAGGAUGUUCACACAGGUUUCGGCGCCGUUGAUCGUGGUUGGAAGGUCAAGUAUAUCCCGUUGUGUCUCGCCACCGGUGUUUGCCCUGCCGGUCCUCGAGCGUUCUUCUCACAGCAAAUGCGUUGGGCCAGAGGUAGUACAACUCUGCUCACUAAUCCUCAUUUCUGGACUUCAAACCUCAACUUCAUGCAAAAGCUAUGCUAUAUCUCCGGCUUCCUCUACUACUCAGCAGUGUCACUCAAUAUCUUCCUCUCACCUAUCGCCGGCACGCUUCUCCUUGCCUUCCGCUCAGAGUGGUUCAAGGCGUGGAACCUUGCAUUCGCUUUGCCGUCCAUCUUCUAUGGAAUUGUCGUUUUCAAAGUGUGGACCAAAGCUUCCUACGGCUUCAGCGUGCAGCACGUCAUGGUGAUCAUGUCCUAUGCAUACUUGACAGCUAUCAAGGACCGCAUGUUCAACAUCGAGCUGCUUUGGGCUGCCUCAGGUGACUCUAAAGCACAUAAGUCUAACAAGUAUCGCAACAUGCGUAUUCUUUGCUGGCUCUGGACUAUUAUUGUUACAGGUGCCAUGGCUGGUGUUGUGACGUGGAAGUUGUUAACAGGUUUCACGUGGUACCAUACUUUACCACUGAUGAUUAUUAAUCUCUAUAACUUCUAUAUUGCUCAUCGUUUUCUUUUCUGUAACUGGUAA